Molecule: messenger RNA, 1916 nt
Organism: Rattus norvegicus (Norway rat)
Lineage: Eukaryota; Metazoa; Chordata; Mammalia; Rodentia; Muridae
Gene: Sirt7
Product: sirtuin 7
Biological process (GO): regulation of protein export from nucleus; epigenetic regulation of gene expression; regulation of mitochondrion organization
Cellular component (GO): nucleolus; chromatin; site of double-strand break
Molecular function (GO): histone H3K18 deacetylase activity, NAD-dependent; protein-glutaryllysine deglutarylase activity; NAD+ binding
Source: RefSeq, a predicted model, not a curated record
UGGUGUUUCUUUGAAACGUGAAGGAGCAAGGGAAAGACCAGGAUAGGAAGGGCGAGCCGGAAGGGGUGGGAAAGGCAGGGCGCGCGCAUGCGUCUUUGUAGCUGCCGGAUGAGGCGGAAGCGGAAGCCGGAAGCGCAGUCCAGGGAGCGAUGGCAGCCGGUGGCGGUCUGAGCCGCUCGGAGCGCAAAGCGGCUGAGCGGGUCCGGAGGUUGCGGGAGGAGCAGCAGCGGGAGCGCCUCCGUCAGGUGUCACGCAUCCUGAGGAAGGCGGCUGCAGAGCGCAGCGCGGAGGAGGGCCGGCUUCUAGCUGAGAGUGAGGAUCUGGUGACCGAGCUUCAGGGUCGGAGCCGGCGGCGUGAGGGCCUCAAGCGCCGCCAGGAGGAGGUGUGUGAUGACCCAGAGGAGUUGCGGAGGAAGGUCCGCGAACUAGCCGGAGCUGUCCGAAGUGCCAGACACUUGGUUGUCUACACAGGCGCUGGGAUCAGCACGGCAGCCUCUAUCCCAGAUUACCGGGGUCCUAAUGGAGUGUGGACACUGCUCCAGAAAGGAAGGCCUGUGAGUGCUGCCGACCUAAGCGAAGCAGAGCCUACCCUCACCCACAUGAGCAUCACCCAGCUGCACAAGCAUAAGCUGGUGCAACACGUGGUGUCUCAGAACUGCGACGGGCUCCACCUGCGCAGUGGGCUGCCACGGACCGCCAUCUCUGAGCUCCAUGGGAAUAUGUAUAUUGAAGUGAGCAGUGCCCAGAGGACUCAGGGCCUGGGGGACAAGCAGAUGUCACUCACUGUGCCCUCUCUUCCUCAGGUCUGCACCUCCUGCAUCCCUAACAGAGAGUACGUCCGAGUGUUUGACGUGACGGAGCGUACCGCCCUUCACCGACACCUGACAGGCCGGACGUGCCACAAGUGUGGGACUCAGCUUCGGGACACCAUUGUGCACUUUGGGGAGAGGGGGACGCUAGGGCAGCCCCUGAACUGGGAGGCAGCGACUGAGGCCGCUAGCAAAGCAGACACAAUCCUGUGUUUAGGGUCCAGCUUGAAGGUACUGAAGAAGUACCCCCGUCUCUGGUGCAUGACGAAGCCCCCAAGCCGUCGGCCCAAACUCUACAUUGUGAACCUGCAGUGGACCCCGAAGGAUGACUGGGCUGCCCUGAAGCUUCAUGGGAAAUGUGAUGAUGUAAUGCGGCUCCUCAUGGACGAACUGGGCCUGGAGAUCCCUGUCUACAACCGGUGGCAGGACCCAAUCUUCUCCUUGGCAACUCCACUCCGUGCUGGCGAAGAAGGUAGCCACAGUAGGAAGUCACUGUGCAGGAGCAGAGAAGAGCCCCCACCCGGGGACCAGAGUGCCCCUCUUGCCUCAGCCACCCCCAUCCUAGGAGGCUGGUUCGGCAGGGGCUGUGCUAAGCGUGCAAAAAGGAAGAAAGCGGCGUAGCCCCGGUGUUGACAAAGAGCAGUCGGCACCUUGCAGAUGGCUUGACCCAUGUUUAGGGUCCUGUGUCACAGUGAAGGCUAGAGUGCCCCCACCAGAUCUAGUGGAAAGAACUCUGGGGUUGGGGGUGACACUUCCUGGUGACGGUCGUUUUUAGCCAUCUGUCCUUGUGGAAAGCCUCACUUGCACUGCUGUGAUCGCCCCACUACGGGCUUGAUCUUCAAGGACACCUCCAUCCUAUCCCCCCCUAUACAAAGGUGGCAGCAAGGCCUUUGCAAGAAGAGCUCCCGUCUUUCCCAGGCCUGGCCCACAGAGGAGUCCACCACUGCCUUACCUCACUCUCCAGGCUAGUCUCAGGGCCUCCCUCUUUCUACUACUUACUACUUAAAAGUGUUCACUUUAUAGAAACCUUUUUCUGUAUUGGGUAUGCGGCACAGGGAGGAUCUAAGCCUCCGGUCUGAGCAAGUCUUAUUAAACAUCUCUCUAUUG